AAGCCACAUCUGUUUUGGCAUGAAAUCUCCAGAAGAGAUGCGUCAGCAAGCUCACAUUCAAGUGGUUAGCAAAAACUUGUAUAGUCAGGACAACCAUCACUCCCCGCUGCAGUAUGGAGUACUUGACCAUCGUAUGGGAACCAGUGAAAAAGACCGUCCCUGUGAAACCUGUGGAAAAAAUCUAGCAGAUUGUUUAGGACAUUAUGGGUACAUUGACUUAGAACUGCCAUGUUUUCAUGUUGGAUACUUCAAAGCUGUGAUAGGCAUCUUACAGAUGAUCUGCAAAACCUGUUGCCGUAUAAUGCUGUCAGUGGAAGAAAAAAAACAAUUUUUGGAUUACCUAAAGCGACCUGGCCUUACAUAUCUUCAGAAGAGAGGGCUAAAAAAGAAAGUGUCUGAAAAGUGCCGAAAGAAAAACACUUGUCCUUACUGUGGUGCCUUUAAUGGAACUGUGAAGAAAUGUGGUUUGUUGAAAAUAAUACAUGAAAAGUACAAGACCAAUAAGAAAGUCGUAGAUCCAAUAGUAUCUACUUUUCUCCAGUCCUUUGAAACUGCCAUAGAACAUAACAAAGAAGUAGAACCCUUACUGGGAAGAGCUCAGGAAAACUUGAAUCCUUUGGUAGUAUUGAACCUCUUCAAAAGAAUCCCAGCAGAAGACAUUCCUCUGCUUCUAAUGAACCCAGAAGCAGGUAAACCUUCAGAUCUGAUCCUCACGCGACUCUUAGUGCCUCCACUGUGUAUCAGACCCUCUGUUGUGAGUGACUUGAAGUCUGGCACCAAUGAAGAUGACUUGACAAUGAAACUAACAGAGAUAAUUUUCCUCAAUGACGUAAUAAAAAAGCAUAGGAUAUCGGGAGCAAAAACACAGAUGAUUAUGGAAGACUGGGAUUUUCUUCAGCUGCAGUGUGCCCUGUACAUUAAUAGUGAGCUCUCAGGAAUUCCUCUCAACAUGGCGCCUAAAAAAUGGACCAGAGGUUUUGUUCAGAGGCUUAAGGGAAAGCAAGGUCGGUUUAGAGGCAAUCUGUCUGGAAAGCGAGUAGAUUUCUCUGGCAGAACAGUCAUUUCACCUGAUCCUAACCUAAGAAUAGAUGAAGUAGCAGUGCCUAUUCAUGUUGCUAAAAUACUAACUUUUCCUGAAAAGGUGAACAAAGCAAAUAUUAAUUUUAUGAGGAAACUUGUCCGUAAUGGUCCUGAUGUUCAUCCUGGAGCCAACUUCAUCCAGCAAAGGCACACACAGAUGAAAAGAUUUUUGAAAUACGGAAACCGAGAAAAGAUGGCCCAGGAGCUGAAGUUUGGUGAUAUCGUGGAGCGACACCUUAUAGAUGGUGACAUAGUCCUAUUCAACCGACAACCCUCUCUUCAUAAGCUGAGCAUCAUGGCUCACAUUGCUAAAGUAAAACCUCAUAGGACAUUCAGAUUUAAUGAAUGUGUCUGUACACCGUACAAUGCCGACUUUGACGGAGAUGAGAUGAACCUUCACCUUCCUCAGACAGAAGAAGCAAAAGCAGAAGCACUUGUUUUAAUGGGG
Molecule: messenger RNA, 1528 nt
Organism: Leptosomus discolor (cuckoo roller)
Lineage: Eukaryota; Metazoa; Chordata; Aves; Leptosomiformes; Leptosomidae
Source: RefSeq, a predicted model, not a curated record